Molecule: messenger RNA, 2313 nt
Organism: Biomphalaria glabrata
Lineage: Eukaryota; Metazoa; Mollusca; Gastropoda; Planorbidae
Exons: 4
Coding region: 368-1330 (320 amino acids)
Source: RefSeq, a predicted model, not a curated record
CUCUGUGACAUCAUUGAAAACAAAAUGGCAGCGUGCUGAGCAACGCUAAUGCUUUUUCAACUUUUUGUUGAUGUCAUAUAGAUCUAAAUAUAAAAGUUCUCUUUUUUACAAGCAAAUCUUUUAAAUAAACGUGAUUUUUUUUUCUGCAUAUUCUUAAAAUAUAAGAGAAACCUGUUUAAACGUUUCUAGUCACGUAGUGCCAUGAUCAUGAUGAUAGUCUAGUAGUCUAGUCUAUGAACAUCAGUACUUUAUAAGAUAACAUGCAGAGAUAACUGGAUCUAAUAAUUUCAAAGAGCUGGAUCAAACUCUAUAGAGAUCUGGAUCUACUCGUUUUCAGAAAAUCCACAACAAAGAUUUUUUUUCUUCAAUGGCGACCAGAUGUAGAGGACGUAUUCGAAUAGUUGAUUUAGAUCAGAUCAUGACUGAUCAGCAGAUAAAGGAAGAAAGGUGGACUUUAACAACUUUGUCAACAGCAAUUAACACUAAAGAAAACUGCCUAGCCUGGUUAGCUAGACAUCGUCUGGUAAAAAAUUUGUAUGAAUGUAUCAAUUGCCAACAACCAACAUCAUUGGUCAAAGAAACUAACUCAAUGGAUGGUUUCCGUUGGUCAUGCAAGAUAUGUAAUGUAAGAAAGUCCAUUCGAGAUAAUUCAUUCUUUGCUCGUAGCCACAUACCAACUGUGCAGUUAUUACAUUUGAUAUACUGUUGGUCUCAUGACAUGCCUAUUUUUAACAUUUGCCAUGAAACAAAGAUCGCUUCAGAAUUUGCCAUGAACUAUUGCAAUUUUUGCAGAGAGGAAUGUGAGAAAUAUAUUAAUAGGCACAGACUAUCAGAAAUUGGUGGGAUCGACGAAAACGGAGAACCAGUUAUUGUUGAAAUCAACGAAGUAAAGAGUUUUAAGAGAAAAUAUGUUACCCGUGAAAGUCGUUGGGUGUUUGGGGGCAUAGAAAGACACUCAAGAAAAUGUUUUCUUGUGGAGAUUCCAAAUAACACUGAAGCUUCUUUAACUGAGGCAAUAAAAAAACAUAUUUUGCCUGGAACACAUAUUGUGUCUAAUAGCAGUGCUGCAUUUGCCAAUAUAGCAAAGAUUCAGAAUGGUAUAUACAGCCAUUCUGUUGUUAAACAAGAGAAUGUUGUGGAUGAUAUUGUUCACACAAAAAAUGUAGAAAAAAUGUGGAUGCGUGCUAAGAGAUUACUGGAGAAACAAUUUGGUACCACCACAGUCCAAUUCAGCACAUGCCUGAAUGAGUUUAUUUUCAGAAAUUCUAUAAAGAAGGAACAUAUCUUUGGAACAGUACUUGUAGCAAUAGCUGAAGAUUAUGUAGUUUAAUGCCCAAAUUGAAUGAAUAGAAACCUUUUUUAAUUAAGUUUUAUAUGAUAUUGAAUUUGAAAUAUAUUUUCAUUACAAAUUCAUGAUUGUUUUAACAUUGAAAUUCAUCAUUAUCAAACUCCAUUUGAGUUAGGGCUUGAGAGGCUUAAAUCUUCUCUUUCAAAAGCCCUGGAAAGAAACCCUGCUGUAUGCGUAGUGCAUACAUGUCACCAUACAGGUUGAGAAUUUUUGGGUUUCCCAGACCUGUUGAGACGAAGAUCAGCAAGUCUGGGGCAGUCAAAAAGAAUAUACAAGACACUGUUUCCUCUGCAGCGGGAGGACUGUGAAUAAAAAUGUGUCCAUAGCCGUGAGAAAUAUGAGCCAACAGGACAGUGGCCUGUCCUGCAAUGUGCUAUAUUAGCUUGCUCAGGCCUAUGAGCAUAUGAUUUUGGUUUGAGUUAUAUUAUUUUGUUUUUGUAAUCUUGACUUUUUUUUUUUCAUACAAAUUUCACUUUAGAAACUGUUUCUUGUGGUACUGGUAUAGCAUUUUCUUUCUUCCUAUUUGACUAUUUUCACUUAAAAACCUUUAACAAAAAUAUGUUAUAUUUUGAGAUUUGUUACCAGUAAAGUAUUUUUUAAAAUGUUUCUUCAAAUAUCAAAACCAAUUGAAACAUAUUUGCCUUUGAUUGAAAUUUUAUGUUUUAUAUACCAGUAUAUGUUAAAAUAAAGAACCAUGAACCAGUGUCUACUUUAAGUUAAGCUCUCUUCCAAAAUUCUGACUUUUUUAGCAGUAUGGUAGCUGUCAGGAUUUUGUUUACUUAUUACUAGGUAUUAAAGUCCUGAAGUUCAGACUAACAGGCACACCCAGUUGUACGGUAAAUAAACUAAUAAACGAUGUGUAUGAUGCUUACAAUUAAACUAUAAAUUUAUUUCAAUUUUAUUUGUACAAUGACAUGAAUAGUGUGAAUGAAAAGUACAUACAAAUACAUAUGAUAUAAUAUGAA